This is a messenger RNA of Anopheles cruzii, 1980 nucleotides long. It is a transcript of the gene CDC50, whose product is annotated as cell cycle control protein 50A. The record is from RefSeq and is a predicted model, not a curated record. The transcript is spliced from 5 exons. Bases 151 to 1227 code for a protein of 358 amino acids. Gene Ontology annotation, cellular component: plasma membrane; Golgi apparatus; endoplasmic reticulum. Lineage: Eukaryota; Metazoa; Arthropoda; Insecta; Diptera; Culicidae.
CCACAGAUUUAAUGAAACAGUAAAGAAAAGAAAUAAAGGUUUCAUUCUUGCUUGGUGUCUGGUGGAUAUUAUCGUGAUCGCGUGACAUUCGUGCAUUAUUAGUGAAUCCGCGAAAAGUAAAUCAAACUGGCUGCAAUAAUAAGCCACGCAAUGCCCGACACAGUCGAUGGCCCUGAGGUUCCCAAAUCGAAGCGCCCUUCAGAUUCGGCCUUCAAGCAGCAGCGUUUGCCAGCAUGGCAGCCCGUUCUAACCGCUGGUACUGUUCUACCCGCCUUUUUCAUAAUUGGCAUUGUUUUCAUACCGAUCGGUGCACUGCUGUUGAUUUCGUCUAACUCGAUAAAUGAGUUUGUGUACGAUUACACACAUUGCAUGCCGGAUAUAGGCAAUCAAACAUGCGCCGAGAUUAUCAGUCAGAGCCCAGGCACAACCUGCGAAUGUACGGUGCGGUUCGAGUUACCGAAGGACUUUAUAGGUAGGGUGUACAUGUACUAUGGGCUGACCAACUAUUUUCAAAACCACCGCCGCUACGUGAAAUCGCGCGAUGAUGACCAGCUGCUAGGUCGUUUGUCAUCGGUACCGUCAAGUGACUGUGCACCAUUCGCAUACGCUGACGAUGAAGAUCAAAUACCGAUUGCGCCGUGUGGUGCGAUUGCUAAUUCAUUAUUUAGCGACAAGUUCGAGUUGUAUUCGCUGAAGCUCGGGCGCAAGGUGCCUCUUUUGCAAACGGAAAUUGCAUGGCCAUCUGAUCGGCACAUUAAGUUCCGCAAUCCGGAGGGUGAUUUAAAGGAGGCUCUGCGAGGUUUUAGACGCCCGAAAGCUUGGUCACUCGAACUGUGGGAGCUGGAUGAAACCAACAAGGAAAACAACGGUUUUCAGAACGAGGAUCUAAUUGUAUGGAUGCGUACCGCUGCGCUACCGACCUUCCGGAAGCUUCACCGUCGCAUUGAUCAUUCGCAAGAGCUCUUUGAGGAGGGCCUGAACAAGGGCAACUAUUCGCUUCGCGUCAUGUACUCUUAUUCGGUCAUUGAAUUUGAAGGAACCAAAAAAUUCAUCCUUUCAACCACAUCACUGUUGGGUGGUAAAAACCCGUUCCUCGGAUUCGCCUACAUAGUCGUUGGUAGUGCGUGCUUGCUGCUUGGAAUAGUUCUACUCAUCAUUCACCUUAAGUGCAGUAAAACAAACGGUGGUAUCAGCAGCGUGCAUCAACGGUCGUCAUCGCGCCCGUAGGAAUUACUGUGCCUUAGCAGCUAGUUCAACUUGCUGCCCUUGCUGAGUACGAUCCAUUUGAAUUAAAAUAUUUCCUAUUAUACUCUUGCUUUUUUGUUUCAUUGUGAAAAUUUGGUUUAAAGUCAAAUUGAUCAAUGUCGAUUUUAAUGGAAACGAUUAAUUGCAAACUAGUUGUACUUGAAUUGAAAUGAAUUUGAAUGGAUUGACUGAUGCAAUCUUGAAUUGAUAUGAAUCGAAAUCCAUUUGUGAAAUUGUAAACUUCGCAUCCUAAGCGAAUAUUGAGUUUUGUUGUUAUGAGGGGAUUUUAGAAGUGAUAAGUAAAUGCUUAAGGUUGUUCGUGAUACAUCAAACAGAAAUAAGUAUUAUCGAUUGAGUACAAUUGAGAGUUGAUCGAUUGACCUAACAAUGCAGUUGAAUUGACAAAAAUUGUUACAAAUGAGUAAUGUGAUGACAUUAACAAAGAGAUAACUUCGAACGUGAGGUAGUGCGCUGUAAAACCAUGUAUUAGAAACUCUGCUCCCAGAAGCCUUAGAUGCGCAUCGUGGAAAGACCAGAGUUGGCUGGUUCGACGAUCAAACGGACAAACGGACGGAACAAACAAAUAUUUUACUUUCAAAAAGCAAUUAUAGAUAGACGCAGGGCGCGGUCCAGCGUACGGGCUUGCAAGUAUUGAGAGUUCAGAAGAAAACGAAACGCUUGUGGGAACAACAAAGGUUACGUGAACUUAAAGAAAAAUGAAUGAUCAUUUAUCUG